AUGAAGCAAUAUUUACGCUCCAGGGUUUGGUUUCCCCGUAUGGACACCCUAGUGGAGAAUUAUGCCCAAUCUUGCCACUCCUGCCUAGCAGCCACCCCGCAGACCAAACACCAACCCUUGCUACCGACCGAACUUCCACAAGGACCGUGGAGACAUGUGGCAUCAGACUUUAAAGGACCGAUUGCAGCGGACUUCUACUUCUUGUUGGUCAUCGACGAGUAUUCGCGUUUUCCUGAGGUGGCGAUUCUCGACUCGACGGGAGCAGACACAGUAAUUCCACAACUUGACCGAAUUUUGUCAACUCAUGGCAUUCCAGAAAAAUUAAAAUCGGAUAAUGGUCCCUCUUUUAAUUCUAAUGCGUUCCGAAAUUACGCUAAAAAAGGGGAUUCAAGCAUCAACCCGUCACACCAGAACAGCCAAGCUCGAAUGGUCUAG
Molecule: messenger RNA, 435 nt
Organism: Hydractinia symbiolongicarpus
Lineage: Eukaryota; Metazoa; Cnidaria; Hydrozoa; Anthoathecata; Hydractiniidae
Exons: 1
Coding region: 1-435 (144 amino acids)
Biological process (GO): DNA integration
Molecular function (GO): nucleic acid binding
Source: RefSeq, a predicted model, not a curated record